Mytilus californianus (California mussel) is the source of this 6126-nucleotide messenger RNA. RefSeq names its product cholecystokinin receptor type A-like. Gene Ontology annotation, cellular component: membrane. NCBI's taxonomy places the organism in Eukaryota, Metazoa, Mollusca, Bivalvia, Mytilida, Mytilidae. The transcript has a single exon. The record is from RefSeq and is a predicted model, not a curated record. Gene Ontology annotation, biological process: neuropeptide signaling pathway. The coding region runs from base 59 to 1639 and encodes 526 amino acids. Gene Ontology annotation, molecular function: G protein-coupled peptide receptor activity.
AAUGAACAAUUUCAUCCAUAAAACUCUUAGUAGCCAAAUGUAAAGUACAGUUGAGAACAUGGAGAAUUCAACAUUCAAUAAUACGAUUCACUUAUCAACGGCAGACUCAAUAAGUUCCGUUAUAACGACAGAAACUGUAUUUACGACUAUGGAUGUUGCAGUUCCAGUAUUUAAUAAAACCAUAGGAACAGAUGCAACUGACAUAACAACAAUUAAUUCAAUCAUCGAGUCAACGGUUCUGCUGGAUGAGUCAACGUUUCUGCUGGAUGAGUCAACUGCAAAUUUCACGGGUCAAUUCAACACCACUUUCGGAUUUAAUGGAACAGACAGGAAUAUUGAUAAGAAUGGGCUACUCCAGUGGGAAAACUACAAUCUAGCCAAAGCUCUAACACCAGUGACAAUUUAUCUUAUUAUCCUAAUGAUCAUAGGGAUAUUCGGAAACUCUCUGGUGAUAUAUGUUUACAAGUUUCGAUUCAAACGGAGUACAUCUAGAAUUUUCAUACUGAGUCUUGCUAUCUUUGACCUUUUGACAUGUCUGUUUGGGAUGCCGUAUCAUAUUUUGGACAUGAUAUACCCUCUAACUUUUGUUUGGAAUGGCGUUUGUAAAGGGUUAAGUUUCGCGCUGACGUUUACAAUUUUGGCAUCAAUAUUUGUAUUAAACUUGAUUGCAAUUGACCGCUACCGGAAAAUUUGUAUCCCUUUCAAAAAGCAACUUUCUGGAAAAGGGACAUUGAUAAUGUGCUGGGUGGUAGUUUUUGUUGCCCUCAUCAUGGCUGUUCCAAUUAUAUUUAUAUACGGUUCCGUAGAAGUGGAAACUAGAAUUCCAAAUGUUCCCGGAAUGGAAUGUUACAUUUCCGCCAAUCUUAUGGACUCGGUAAUACCAAUGAUUUAUGAUGCAACUAACAUUCUUAUUUUUGUAGUCACUGUCUUACUUUUAAGUGGGUUAUACAUAAAAGUUGGCAUUGUAGUUUGGGAAAGAAAACAAUUCCAUGAAAUAGUACGGAAUGCAUCUAAACAUUCGACUACAUCCGUAACUAGCACUCCGGAAACUAUGGUUUUCCAAAUGCAUACUCUAAACGAUGAGGCAAAACUUGGUGUUCAAUCAAACAAGAGCAAUAACGAAAAUGCUGUUCAACUGUAUAAGACAAAAACUUCAAUAUACAAACAACCAUCGAUAGAUUCAUCACGUAAUUCUCCAACAAUCAGAAAAAAAGAGAAAAAUGCACAACAAAAGCAAAUGAAGCGUUUGAUGUCCGAGUUGUCAACCGUUAGCGGCGACGAGUCAAAUACAACUGGUAAAUCAGCGUCAGUUUCGCAGAAAAAACAUAUGAGAACUCUACGAAUAACGGCCAUGUUGUUCAUCAUUACCUUGAUAUUUGUCGUGAGUUUCCUCCCUUAUCUGACAAUCCAGAUUAUGAAUGGAUCAAAUGAAAACUUUUGGAAUGAGAUGAGUAUUCCGGAACUGAUCCUAGUCCAUCUCCUGAUGAGAACUUACUUUAUAAAUAAUAUGAUCAAUCCAAUUGUCUAUUGGUUCUUGGAUAAAAAAUUUAAGCAGGAGGUGAAAAAAUUUUUCCGUGAUAUCAGCAAAUGUAAAUGGUCGAAAACCUUCAAACCAGGGAAUCGAUCGUUAACCUCAUAGUGCGUCUAAGUAUAGAAAAAAAUGCAAAAACAAUUUCACGAACUUGCAUUCUACAGUGAGAUUUAUAUUCAAAACAUAAAAAUAUUUGUCUGACCUUAUGUUUUCUCAGUUUUGGUGGACUGAACAGUCGAUUUAAGGAUGCGGGUAAUUUCGCUAAAAUAAGAAGUAAACAGAUAUGUGUUCCCAUGGAUACUUUAAGCACGAAGAGCAAUGUUCAUUUUCGAAGUAUAUUUAGAGAAAUGUAUCAAUUGAUUUUUUCGACUACUGUUGGUAUUCAUUAACAAGAAACCUUUCCAACAAUUAACUAAAUUAAUUUUCAAGAAACUGCGUUGGGCACAUUGUCUAAUUCGCCUUUUCAGAAUCUAAUGCAAUGUGGGUAAUAUUUUCAAAAGCGUACACUAAAAUGUUGUUAUUGGUUUAAAACUUUCUAAACAAUAGAAAUUGAAACAAUGACGUGAGGUUCUUUUCAUUUUGGUGUACGAACAAAAUGAGAUUACCCAUAUUCCUUUAUAUUCUGAUAAGGCGAACUGGUGUGGACACUAUCGUAAUAAAUAUUUUGUCCCUAUCUUAAAUUAUUCCUGUUCAAGUUAGAAAAUAUUAGGAAUCUAAUGUUUUUUUUAUGAUUUUAACUAUUCUUAAAAAGUUUUAUCGGGUCUUCUCGUUUGUUGCACAUAUGAGUUCGGUCUUCUCUCGGUAUAUUCUCAUUUAUGAUAGAUCAUGAUAUAUCCAAAUGACGUCCCUAUGACUUUUCUUUAGUGACUUCAAUUUAAAACCUAACUCGUAUCUAAUAUAUUAGUUUGGUUUGUUAAUAUUUUCCCCUGCGCUACUCUGAUUUAACUCCUAUAUAUUUAUGUACUGUCAUGUUAUUUUACAUAUCUGGAUAGCAGGAAAAAAAUUAGUACAUAAGGUACCAUAUCAAUCUCUUAUCAUAGCAUUAUCAUAAACUUAUUUUACACAAAACACGUAUAACCAACUGUUUUUUAUAGUUAAAAGAAUUUAAAAAUAUAUGUGCUUACUCUGUUUUAAUAUUAUUUUUAUGGUCCCGCCACAAAGUGGUCGGGCCAUAUAGUGUUACCCUUAUCCGUCUUUCCGUCAUUCUGCAACGAACAGUUAUACGAACUUUUUUUUCUAAACGCCUUCACAUAUUGAGCUGAUUUUUAGUAUGUGAGUCUAAUAUAAUGAGUUACAGAUCGAGUUUACGUUUGGUUCCGCUCCGCUGAUUUUUGCAGAAAUAACGGGCUUUAGAAAAUAACAGUUAUAAGGGUUUUUUUUCUAAACGCCUUCAAAUAUUGAGCUGAUUUUUAGUAUGUAAUAUAAAAAAAGAAGAUGUGGUAUGAUUGCCAAUGAGACAACUCUCCACAAGAGACCAAAUGACACAGAAAUUAACAACUAUAGGUUACCGUACGGCCUUCAACAAUGAGCAAAGCCCAUACCGCACAGUCAGCUUUAAAAGGCCCCGAAAUGACAAUGUAAAACAAUUCAAACGAGAAAACUAACGGCCUAAUUUAUGUACAAAAAAUGAACAAAAAACAAAUAUGUAACACAUAAACAAACGACAACCACUGAAUUACAGGCUCCUGACUUGGGACAGGCACAUACAUACAGAAUGUGGCGGGGUUAAACAUGUUAGAGGGAUUCCAACCCUCCCCCUAACCUGGGACAGUGGUGUUAGUCUACUAUGAUGAGUUACAGAUCGAGUUUAGGUUUAGUUCCGCUCCGCCGAUUUUUGCCGAAAUUGCGGGCUUUGGACUUUCAAAAUUUUGUGAAAAUAACAGUUAUACGGACUUUUUUUCUAAACGCCUUCACAUAUUGAGCUGAUUUUUGGUAUGUGAGUCUACUAUGAUGAGUUACAGAUCUAGUUUACGUUUUGUUCCGCUCCACUGAUGUGUGCCUAAGUUAGGGCUUUGGACUUUGAAAAUUUCGCAAAAAUAAGAGUUAUACGGACCUUCAUUCUCAAAUUUGCUCUCCUAAAAAUGGCUUCAAGCAGUAUUUGUGAGCGGGGCCAUUCGUGGCGUUUCGACACAUCUAGUUUAAUUAAACGAACAACGUGAAAGAUUUCUAGUAACUUUACUUUUGGGGAAAACGUCGUUACAAAAAAUGUUAAUACUCCUAUUUAUGAGGGUCUGGAUUGGAGGGGGUGUCUUCACUUCUGUAUUCUUAAUUUUUUCGGUCAUUUUUCUCUUUUUUUAAUACAUUUUGUCGAUUAUUCUCUAUUUUUUUAUACUUAAGAACCCCAGUAUUCUCUAUUCUUUAUUUUGUUGGCCCAUUUUAUACAGUUUUUGUCCAUUAUUCUCUAUUCUUUAUUUUUUGGCCCAUUUUUAUACAGUUUUUGUCCAUUAUUCUUUAUGAAGUAAACCAUAUCCAGACCCUCAUCUAUAUCUUUAAACUCGUCUCAAUUUGUUAGAAAAAGACUUAAACUUUUUCACAUAUCUUAAAAUGGACUUGAAUAUCAUAGGAAUAUUUAUAAUACAAGAUGGAUGUCACAGUGGAACACAGUUUUAUAUAGGAAUCUAUGUGGGAAACAUAUGAGAAAUAGCUCAGAUAUUGUCUAGUGGGGGCACAACCACUGCAUAAAUUCCUCGGAGAAAACACUGUCAAACAUACAUGUUAAACAUGUUUAACCCCUCCACAUUGUAUGUGCCUGUCUCAAAUCAGGAGCCUGUAGUUCAGUUGUUGUCGUUGGUUCAUGUCUGUCAUAUUUGGAAAUUGUUUUGUUAUAAAUUAUGCCGUUAGAUUUCUCAAUCGAAUUGUUUUAUAUUUUUCAUGUCGGGGCCUUUUAUUGUCGCCUAUAUGGUAUGGGGUUUUCUCAUUGUCGAAGGCGGUACAAUUGCCUAUAGAAUUGCUUACAUCCACUUCAUUUGAACUUUGGUGGAUAGUUGUCGCAUUGUCAAUCAUACCACAUCUCCUUGUUAUAGCACUAAAUAAAACAAUUACUAUCCACUCUGAUAUGUUUCCACACUUAUACAUAAUAUAAAUAUACGUUUCAUGAAUUUCUUUUAAAUGGACAUAACUUCAAAAAAGGGAGUAUAUUCGAUAAGGCUCCAAUAUGAUCUAGUUAUAUUUCAAAUUAGUAUUGAUCGCUAAAUUGAAUCAUUGUUGAAAAAAGAAAAGAUGGAAAAUCUCUUUAUUUCAGCCUUUCUGUUAUGAAGUCCCAAUUAGUACAAAUGACAAUUUCCGUUCAUUUUCGUGGUUGAUUGAUUGAUUGAUUGGUGUUUAACGCCACUUUCAACAUUAUUGUGCUAUUUCGUGGCGUUCAUUUUCAUGACCUGAAACACAUGACACGCGUCUUAAAAAAAGCCCUGUGUUAUAGUAAGUUCUUUUGUUGGGCUGUUGUGCUGGUAUACUACUGUUCCAGGUUACUGGGAUGGUUGGGCGCCCGCAAACAAGUUAUCCCACCAGAUUAUGUAUGUGUUGUCCCACGACAGGAAGGAGCCUGUAAUUCAAGAGUUGUCUUUUUUUUGCCGCAUAUCAAAUUUCUUUUUCGUUUAAUGUUUUGUACAUAUAUCAGGCCUAUGGUUUUCUGAUUUAAAUCUUUUAACAAUUGUCAUGUCGGGGCUUGUCAUACUUCAUAUGCGGUAUGGAUUUUUCUCAUUGUUCAAGACCGCACGGUGACCUGGAUUUUUCUCAUUGUUCAAGACCGCACGGUGACCUGGAUUUUUCUCAUUGUUCAAGACCGCACGGUGACCUGGAUUUUUCUCAUCGUUCAAGACCACACGGUGACCUAAAGUUGCUAAUUCCUACGUCAAAGUUGUCUUAUUUGUAAACAUACUUCCUCUAUUUUUUUUAUAUUGUAAUUGUUAUAGGCUUGAUGUGUUUGAAGUCAAGAAAAUCUCUUUAGGUCAAUUUGGUGCCUAAAUUUAUGUGACCAUUUCAAAGGAAAAGUUCUAUAUAAAUUGUUCUAUUUCACUUUCUGGAAUGUUCUUUUUCAUACAACUUUUCUUUACAACUCAUCAUGAAAUAAUGGACUUGAUAUCAUGGGCCAAAUAAGCCCCUUGUCGCUGCUACCCCUUACUCCAUUAAAGUUAAUACAUGAUUUUUGUUCAUUGCGAAGUUGCAUGUUUAUGUCCAGUCUUUCGUUUGCCAAUGCUUUAAUAUUCUAUUUAGACUGGUACCCGGCCGUUAUUUAACAAGUUUCCCAAUACAUACUGAAUAUUUUACGGAGGGGACCAACCUAUAUUCUACUGUACUGGAGAGUAUAUUGUUUUAUAUUAAUAAUAUAUAAAUUUAAUUUCAAUUUAAAUUCUAUGAGUAAUAAUAUUCACCAAUAUUCAUGCAGUAACCCUUUUAUCGAAGAGCAAAGCUUUAAAAUGUGUUUUAAACAACUUAUUUUUCUAAGUGAUGACCACACUAUUUGGUGCUUAAUUUGUACCAUUGCAAUAUCAAAAUUAGUGCAAGCUAACUUUUGGUCAAGUUCUGUAUUGUUGUUAUACAAUAACACUAAAUAUAAUGUAGACAUGUUAUAUAUUAAAAUAUUGUCAGUUUUUUCA